Chlorella variabilis is the source of this 4185-nucleotide messenger RNA. RefSeq lists its product as hypothetical. The coding region runs from base 1 to 4185 and encodes 1394 amino acids. The transcript has 7 exons. NCBI's taxonomy places the organism in Eukaryota, Viridiplantae, Chlorophyta, Trebouxiophyceae, Chlorellales, Chlorellaceae. The record is from RefSeq and is a predicted model, not a curated record.
AUGUCGCCGGCCGGCGGCAGCGCUGCCGUCGGCGACACCGCUCCCCUCGCCCACGCCUCUGAGUUUUCCAGCCACCUGUCUGGAGCCCUGGCUGAGCUGGAGGGCCUCCAUGCCAGCCACAGCGAGCGCAGCGCCAUCUCCCUGACAGCCGCCAGCUCGGCAGCCGAGCUCGCCGCCGUCCAGCAGACGCUGGCGGUGGCGGCGGCGCUGGAAAAGGCGCCGCUGCCGGCCUACACCUCGCUGGCACGCCAACAGCUGCACCACCGCCUCAAGGCUGCCAUUUCCACCAAGCCAGGCCCGCCGGGAUCUGCGGCGGCAGCAACCAGCGCAAGGCAGGCAGCCCGGCAGCCCCACCAGCACCACCCGCACGAGGGAGCGGCGGCGGGCCAGCCUUGGAGUGCUGCCAGCGCACAGCUGCGGGUCAGCCCACCGCUCGACCCACAUGGCCUGUCGCCGUUGGCAGGCAGGGGGGCAGAGGGGCUGCGGCCUGGCAGCGGCGGCAGCCAGGGUCGGGUGGGGCCGGGCUCGCCAGACGCGCCGGCCUGGCCUCAGCUGCACCGCACCUCAUCAGGGCAACCCGAGCUGGACCAAGCCGCGGGCUUCGUGCUGCCGCCGCCCAGCAUCCGCGGCCCCCGCAGCAGGCGCAAGCAGCAGCAGCAGCAGCAGCAGCAGCAGCAGCCUGUGCCGCCACCUCCAGCUGGCGGCGCAGCUGGCGGUACCGUCAUGAGCGGCGGCGGCACGGCUACCGCGCCGCACUGGCUGGCGGCAGAGCUGACGCAUCAGCAGCUGUACCAUGCGCUUGCACCUGCAGGGGACCAUGGCAGUACCAUCCCCGGCCAGCAUGCUCAGCGGAGCAGUCCCACCAGGCAGCCGCAGCAGCAGCCGCAGCAGCAGGCGGGCGUGCAGCGGGGGCUGCUGGUGCUGCUGAUGCCGCCGCUGACCGGAGGCUUUGCAGGCAAGUGGCAUCCCCAGCUGAGAGGCAGCAGCGGCUUUGUAGGAUCAUUCCUCAUGCUGUGUGCUGCAGACUUGAUGCCGGUGCGCGUGCGGGAUGCGGCGGGCCGCCCCUGCCUGCUGGUGCUCCCCAGCGACGCGCCCAGCACACGCCAGGAGGCGGCCAAGGCCGAAGCAGCCCUUCACCACAUGCUGGCCGACCCAGCCGCUGCGGCCAAGCGUGCGGCGGCCUGGCGGCAGCAGCUGCUGCUGGUGUCCAGCUCAGCGGCCCUGCUGGGCCUGACCGCCGGCGGCGUGGCUCCGCCACCGCACCAGCAGCAGCUGCGUGCGGAGCGAGCAGGGACGGCGGUCGGGGCGGCGCCUGGUGGCGGCACGCUGGCGGGUCCCUCCUGGCUGGCUGCCAGCCCUGCAGGCGCAGCGUCCGGGGUGGCGGCGGAGCUGGUACAGGCAGUACGUGGUACCAGCAGUUUCCUGCAGACCGACAGCUGCAGCGACACUGGCAGCUUGGGCAUGGGUGCGGGACCAGCCCCUACCGGCAGGCAGGGGCAGUCGCACCUAGGUCUGACCAAGGACCCACAGGCGGUAGCCGCACCAGUGGCGCACCUGUCCCUGGAGGUACCAGCCUCUGGUACCACCAGCGCCGCCGCCGCCGCCGCCGCAGGCCGCCUCCGCCCGCGCGCUGCCGCCGCCGCAGGGUCCCAGGCCGGCCCUGGCGACGACCCCGCCUGGGAUGGCUUCUGCUUUGCCUCGCUGGCGGCCGGCCUGGCGGUGUGCAUGGCAGAGGUGGUGCGGCAGGUGGAGGUGGGGUGCGCGGAGCGCGGGCGCCUGCUGGCGCAGCUGUGGAACGGCUACACUGGGGUGCUGACCGCCACCAUCCAGCAGCAGCAGCAGCAGGUGCAGCAACUGGCCACAGACAACGCCAACCUGUCGGCAGAGGCCUCCAUGCUGCGGUGGGAGGCCAGCGGCGCCGAGUUCCUGCGCAAGGAAAUCAUGCGCCUCCGCAACUUGCUGCCCAUUUGUUGUUUCUUACUUCUGAAGGACCAAGAGGCCUCCACCCUGCAGCUGCAAGACAGCCAGCAGGAGGCGGCAGCCCUGCGGGAGGAGGCGGCGGCGCAGGCGCAGGCGCUGCAGGAGCUCGCAGCGCACGUGAGGCGGCGGCGGGCGGCGGCGCGGUGGCGCUACGCAGCGGCUGCCGUGCUGCUGCCGGCUGCUGUGCGGAGCGAGCUGCUGCGCAGCCAGAGCCUGGGCAUCGGUCCUGAGGCACCAGCAGCCCCACUGCUGAAGCAGGUGGCAGCGGUGGAGGCUGCGGCGGCGGCGGUGGUCGGCAUGCGGCAGCGCCAGCGCGAGUGGCGGCAGCACGGCCGCGCCGAGGCUGCGGUGGUUGCCGCCCUGGGAGCGCCUGGUGCCGCAUGCAGCUCCCACUUUGGCCCGGCGCCGGGCGUGGCAGGAGCAGCAGCAGGCAAGAGCCUCAAGUCGCCCCGCCAGCCCAGCAGGCUUCGCGCGGCAGGCGGCCCAGGGGCCGCCGCUGCCGCUCCAGCCCAAGCCAGCGAGCAGCAGCAGCAGCAGCAGCAGGGCACGGGAGGCCACGCCGGCCCGGUCUCCUUGGCACUGCUGCACUGCCUGCGGCCCGAGGCACGGGCAGCGCUGCUGCUGAGCCUGCCGGCGGCGCAGCGGCAGCAGCUGCUGGCGGCUAUGGGCGACACGGAGCGGGCGGGAAUGGUGGUGCUGCUUGAUGAGUCGACCAGGUUGCAGCUCUAUUCUGAGAUGGGCCCUCCUCUGGCGGUGGCCACCGACGCCGUCAUCCGCCGCAAGCCGCUGCUGCUGGCCAAGCUGCUGGCGGGCCUGCCGCGGGAGCAAGCGGUGGCGCAGCUUGCCAGCCACGCCCUCUCCCCGCACCAGCAGGCAGCCGUGCUGCAGGCCGCGCAGCCGCAGCUGGCGGCGGCGUUGCUGCUGGCGCAGGCGCCCGAGACGCAGCCGCCGCUCCUGAUGGGCCUGCCUCCAGCCGCGGCUGCCUUGCUGCUGCAGUGGAUCCUGCCGCACACGGCCCUGCAGCUGCUGCUGAGCGCCGCAGAGGCCUGCCAGCAGCUGUCUGGUGGCAGCGCUGAAAGCAAGGACUGGGCAGCUGAAGUGCUAGUGCUCCUCCCCGAGCGACACACCAGCGGCAUGGUGGCAGUGGCGCAGCCCUCAGAAGCUGCCAUUCUCCUGCUGCUGCUUCCGCAGCACAAGCAGGGCUGGCUGCUGCAGCUGCUGCCUUCUGCUGGCAUCCGGUCGGCGGCCCUGGCAGCGGCGCACCAGCGGCACGCAGCAGCCGCCAGGCAGAGGGCGGCAGCUGCGGCAGCCGCAAAGGCAGCGGCCGAGGAGGCAGCCGCCCAAGCAGCUGCUGCAGCAGCAACGGUUGAGGAGGCAGCGGCAGCGGCAGCAGAUGCCCAGUCAUCCGGAGCAAGCGAGCAGGGUGCGGCGACACCUUCAGUGCAGGCAGUGUCAGCUGGAGAGCCGGCACCGGCAGCGGCGCUGACACCUGCGGAAGCGUCGACCGCAGAGCCUGCCGCCGCCUCAACAGCCGUUCCGCCGCUUCCCUCCCCGGCAGCGCAGCCAGCCUCAAUACCAGGCACACCAGCAGGCCCAGCGCCGCUGCCUGACCCCGAGCCGGCCGCUGCCCUGCCCGCCCUGGACCCCAGCAGCGCCCUCCACGCCCACUUCCAGCAGCUGAGCGCCGCCGAGAAGACGCACCUCCUGCUGAUGGGCCCCCCGGCGGCGGCGGCGCUGCUGCUGGCGCUGCUGUCCGAGGGAGAGGUGGGGGAGGUGGUGCUGCUGCUGCCGCAGCAGCGCCAGGCGCAGCUGCUGCAGGCGCUGCACCCGGGCGACGAGCAGCGGCUGAUGGGCGUCAUCCACGAGGCCAGCCGGCGGCGCAGCAGCCUGCUGAUGCCGCAGCAGCUGGCAGCGGCGGCGGCGGCGGCAGGGGUGGAUCCUGCCUCGCCUCGAGGCUCGCCACGAGGGCCGGCGCCGGACCCGCCGCAGCAGGCAGGGCUGCAGCGGAAGGCCUCGGUCGCGCAGCCCGCCAGGCGCCCCUCGGCGCUCGGCAGGAGGCCGUCUGCUGCGCAGGCGGCCGCUGCAGCAGCAAGCGCGGCAGCCGCGCCUGGCGUUGAUGAUGGCGCCGCCGGCGGCAGCAAGAGCAGGCGGGGGUCGCUGGCAUGCUCACAGCUGCGCAAGCAGCGCAGCGGCAGCUUGCUGUGA